ACCAUGACUGACUACUACCCUGCUGCGGACUCCUUAGAUCCUCGCGAGUUCAACACUGUAGAGCCAGGGUUGGCAACGGCUUACAAGCGAAUUAUCGUCUGCUGCGACGGAACAUGGGACGACGCCUUGGAUGCGACCGCAAGGUGGAAGUACUCCAACGUCACUAGGAUCGCUCGGGCUAUCAAACACAUCGACGACCGACACGGUUCGCCAAUCCACCAGGUCGUGUUCUACCAGUCUGGCAUUGGGACUGAGAACCUGUACGACAAAGUCGUCGAUGGCGUUACCGGUGCUAAUCUGGCGAACAAGGUCGAGGAGGCCUACGGUUUCAUUGCUCAGAACUACCAGCCCGGAGAUGAGCUCUUCCUGUUCGGUUUCUCUAGGGGCGCGUACACCGCCCGGAUGGUCGCUAUGUUCAUCGGAGCAAUCGGGGUGCUGAAUAGUACACAAAUGGACCAUUUCGCUGAUAUCUUCCUCGCGUACCAGAAGCGAGGAAAAGCCGAGGACCCGGAAGACAUACAGAAGCUGGACGCCCAACUUGCGCCUUGGACUUCUGACCACGGUCCCGGCAAGAGACGCGCUGCCAUUGGGCCCGAAGGCUUCUCUAUCAAAGUCAUCGGUGUCUUCGACACCGUCGGUUCCGUCGGUUUGCCGGAGGAGUUGACCUUGGGCAACGAGAAGAUGAAGAAUAUAUUCGGGUUCCCGGACCACCUCCUUGGAACACAUGUCGAGCGAGCUUACCAUGCUAUGGCCAUCAACGAGACUCGAGCGGACUUCGAUGUCGCGAAGUUUGAGCAAACUCCCGAAGGACGUAGGAAGGGUCAGGUGCUCAAGCAGUGUUGGUUCACGGGAUGUCACAGUGACAUCGGCGGUGGCUAUAAAGAGCAUGACCUGAUGGAGUUGACUUUUAAUUGGAUAGUCGCCAACAUCGAGGAUGCCUUGUCGCUCGACUUCGAUUACAUCGCUUCGCUUCCCAACCCGGGUAAACCCUGGGGAACGGAACCCCCGCACAACCCUCUCGUUGGUAUUUACUCUCUUGCGAAGUCAAUCCAGAGGAAGCUGCCCACCCAAACGGAUGAUAUUACCCAUGAAGUCAUCCACUCCUCCGUUCUGGAGCAGAAGCAAGUGGUACCUGAGCUUAGAAAGGUUCUCGAUGCCAAUCCAGCGAUUGUCGCCACGCUGCUUCCUUGGGAGACGAAGAUGAAAGAGUACUGGGCUGUCAAACUUCAUACUCGAGCUCCCGGAGUCCCCGAUUCAGAGACUGUCGUCACAGCUGCCGACGCUGAUCCUGCGCACCAGACACACCAUGCAUCGUUGCUUCACAAAGCUGGGGAAGCGAUCAAACAUAUUAAACAUGGGGACGUCCACAAGGAGCACGUCAAGGACUGGUUGGGGAAGCUGGUGCAUGAGAGUAACAUUGGUCCUGUGGUCAAGGAGUUCCUGUAGUCGGCCAUGGGGAGUGGAGCUACAUAAGACAACAUCAUUUUGCUUGUACUACGCUUCGAUGUAUGGAAUGAGUGC
Dichomitus squalens LYAD-421 SS1 is the source of this 1521-nucleotide messenger RNA. RefSeq lists its product as uncharacterized. Lineage: Eukaryota; Fungi; Basidiomycota; Agaricomycetes; Polyporales; Polyporaceae. The record is from RefSeq and is a predicted model, not a curated record. Bases 4 to 1446 code for a protein of 480 amino acids. The transcript has 18 exons.